AUGAAGUAUUCGGCUUUCUGCAUUCUCGUGCUGACGAUCAGCGAGCCUCUACUCGUCCAGUCCGCCAACAGGGUGUUGCUGAUGAUUCCACAGCAAACCAGGCGCAUGGGACCACCGUCGUGGCAAUCUUCUCUACCACGUUCCAGAAAAUCGUACGCCAGCGAAGUUCAUUAUCACAAGUAUCGUGGUCUUCCAGUACACUAUCAUUCGAAGAAAUCUGUGUAUGGAAGUUCACCGUUUCCUCAUGGAGGAGACGACUUCGAUCAAGGCUACGAACAUGUGAACCACGUGAAUAUUCCUUAUGGCAAGGGCAUCAGUCAUGCAGUUUCGUACGGAAAGGGUUACAUCCCUUACGAUCAGAUUAAGGGUAGCGUCUCGUUUGGUCGUGAAAGGAAUCCAAGCUCCCAAGAGCACAAGUACACGUCGGAAUCGGAGUAUUCGUCGCCACCGUUCUCCUCAUCCGACGCCCAGUAUUCACCUUCGUCGUACGAGUCUCCGCAGUCGCAGACCUUCUUCCCGGAUGCAGAGACAGCCUUGAACUACAACGAGAGGCAAAGUGACCGCAAGAGACUCUACUCUUCGAGAUCCAUAGAGAAGGACCUCGUUACGAACAAUCCGAUCGACCUCGGCGCCGCCACGAACAAGGAUCAGAUACUCCUGCUCCAGCAGAAGGCUACCGAUCUCUACAAGAACAUCGUUUCUCAGCCGCAAGGUGGCGUCCUGUUACCAGCUGGCGUUCCAUCGGCCACUAUCGGUGGCAGCAAAGAGGGAAUCGUGUUGAGAGAUACGAUAGCUUUAGGCGAAUAUCAACAAAAGCUCCAAGAGAUGACCAAAUCCUGGCCACAGUUUUUAUCUAACGCGGCUACAACUUUGGGAAACAGUUAUCAAAACCAACAGGUUAGCGCGAGUUACUCGACGGGUGGCUCUACAACUCCUGGUUUUGGUGGCUGGUCAGUGAAUUUUGCUCAGCCGAAGCAAGGUUACGACGUUAAAGAGGACACUAUGGAACCGCCAGUUGAUUUUAGGAAUAUGCCUAUUCAGAGUUCUCCUUAUCAUACGUUCCCUGUUCCGAUGAACGUGGUGCUUCCGGCGCCCACGCAAGCGGUUCAUGGUUAG
Bombus pyrosoma is the source of this 1116-nucleotide messenger RNA. RefSeq lists its product as uncharacterized. The coding region runs from base 1 to 1116 and encodes 371 amino acids. NCBI's taxonomy places the organism in Eukaryota, Metazoa, Arthropoda, Insecta, Hymenoptera, Apidae. The record is from RefSeq and is a predicted model, not a curated record. The transcript has 4 exons.